Molecule: messenger RNA, 2343 nt
Organism: Trypanosoma conorhini
Lineage: Eukaryota; Euglenozoa; Kinetoplastea; Trypanosomatida; Trypanosomatidae
Exons: 1
Coding region: 1-2343 (780 amino acids)
Cellular component (GO): nucleus
Source: RefSeq, a predicted model, not a curated record
AUGUCAUUGCGGCUUUCAUUUCACGCCCACUCGGUGUCGCCUGUGAGCAUUAACUUUGACGCGUUGGAGGCGUACGUUGCCGGACUUUCUGCAGAGGAGGCCCUGCAGUACAUACUAGACGCAUGCGUGACGUGUACCACCGGUAGCGACAAAAACGAAUUCGACAACCCGCCAGAAAGUGGCUCCUUCGAUAGCCGUCGCUGUGGCGUGGCGGAGCCUCAGCGGAACUCCGAAGGGGAUCUGUCGCUGCAUCUUAGCUUCUCUGACCUCGGGGGGCCGGCGCCCGCGGAGGUGGGAAUGACAAGUGACGCGGCGUGUGCAACGCCCGGCGAGGAGGAGGGGGAGAAGCACACAGGCGAAGCAGCGGUCAGCAACCAUGGGAACGAACAGGCGGCGGAUUUGCUUGGCCGACGCUUUUUCGCGGACCCUGCAAGUUGUACAUUUCAUCGAGAGCUUCAGCGGAGCCUUUCAGACAUGGUGAGAAGCGACAACUCCUUUUUGCGGCAGGAGGUGCUGGAACAAUACGUUCUCUUUGACAUGUUCCGUGAGAACUACUUGGCGACCCCCUAUAGCUUUCUCUCAAGCUACUCCGUUCCAAUGACAUUGCAGGAGCGUCACCGCAUGGUGGAAGUCUUUUACAGUGUUGAUGAGCUGGUGCUUAAAACGUUUUUUGGUGAUCGGAUGCAUAAACUGGAACUUGAGCGCGGAUCAGAAAAACUGUUCUUCUUCCGGACCCGGGCUAGUCACAGUCAAGGCAUACAAAAACUCAUGGAGGCAGGCGUCAGCGAAGGAUCGUUGAGGCGUCAGUGGGAAAACCUAAAGUGGGUGUGUAAUUUCCUCAUCUCCGCCUAUCGUGGUCGUGAUGGGAUGCUGAUUCCCUACAACACGCCCCUGCUCACCGCGCUGCAGCAGUGCUUUGCCCUACGUGGACCCCUUGGGGUGCACUACGGGACAUUUGUCUUUGGCUUUGAGCAUCACCUAAAUGGACGUUUCUGGCACCCGUUGUCGUAUUCCGAGUGCACCACCGCCUGCCAGGCACUGUCGUUGUGGUGUGAUGCCUCGCAGCUGAUGUUGCGCGAGGAGUUCACCGUCCAAUGUGCCCGCAUCGCCCGGUUGUUGGACGAAAAUCGUGUGGUGGCGGAGAUGCACCAACUUAUAUUUGGAGAGGCAAUGCGCUCGCGCUGGCAGGUGCAGUUUGACGAAGUUCAACGCGCGAUCACAAGUAACACAGGCGUGGGGACGAGCGGAAGCCCUCUUGGGCCCACGUUGGUGGGGGCGGCGUUGCCGUCGCCCACGACAACGGUUCCGCAUGCCCUUCUGCCACGAAACACAAGUACGGUGCGGCUAGACACUGAGGCACAAUUGGGGUUAUCAGCCUCCUCGACAGCAGCUGCCGCUUCACUGAAGUCCCAACGUUCAUCUACGCCCCAGUUUCAAACACCGACGCUACCGCAUAUAAAUCCUGCGGUCCCGGGAUCGAAUAACGGCGGUCGCCCCGCUACAGCGCCCUCAACCGCUGCUGCCUCUGCUGCUCCUAUUGCUGCGCCCAAUAGCAGCCACACGCCUCAAGUUGGUGCCGUCACGGGAAACACGCAGGCUUCCGCGGCACACCGCCCUCAUCUCUCCUCCAAUGGUGCCUUUACGCGACUCUUUCUUCAGGAGUUCCCUUUUAUCAUGAAGUUUUUGUUUCGCAUGGCCACAACGAUAGGAAAUUCGGGGAGAUUGGCAGAGGCAUUGGACCUGUUUUACGUCCGAGUUUACCUUCAGCUUUUGAACUUGGGCUGCCGCUCGCACAGUAAGCAGUUUGUCGAUCUUAGUAGCCUGUCUCAGGGAGCCCUCUCAGCCGAAUUGGAUAGCUUUGCGGAGUUGGCGGAGUUGAUGGAGCCCUGCUCCACCGCGAGUAGCAGCAGCGCAAGAAGAGCCCCCACGACCACGGCGUUUCUGCGGGGCGAGGAGGGUUCCACCGGCAACCCUGCCAGGGCGCAUCUGUCGGAGACGGAAGAAAAAUUGGACGUGCUUGCGAAUCUGCCCAUGAAUGCCGUGGUGAACACUUCACUUGUGAGCCACGCGGUCGCGUUUUCCUCCCGGCGUCCGCCCAUCCAGGCAUCACCACAUCAACCGCAGUCAACGACUCACAAUCUCGCCAACCACGUCGCUGGGACGGUUGACAGCCGAAUUUACCUUUGUGAGUUGUGCAUGCUGUUGAGUUUGCUGCCGAACGUGUUUAGCGGCCUUACAACCCUCACCGAGGAGGAUCAUGCGGCGUGCGACACCGAGUUUGCCAACUUCGUUCUGACACUUAAGAUUUUGGUGCAGAUCCAUCUGGCCUCCGAUGACAACUAA